GCAAACGUCGAGUUUGAUUGGAGCUUUCAGUGUCGUAAACUGUAGGGGUAAAACACGCGUGGACAUUAGAGGCGGCGUGUCUGUGUUCUAGCAUUUAACGAUGGAAGCUAAACCUAAAUCACCCCUUUCCCCCAAGGGAGGAAAGUUGAAACAAAAAGGCAAUGAUUCUUCUGGGAAAGCAUCAAAUAGUAGGCCACCUGGUAAAAAGCCUUUCAAACCAUACAACAAGAAAGAUAUGAUGGGCAACAUGGGGAAGAGUAGAGAUAACACCAAGAAACAACAUACAUUUGUUAAAGAUGGGAAAGGGCCAAAGAAGAAAUUACUAAGCGGUAAAGGGGAAGGUGGAAAAGGCUCAAAGAGAAAAUUAUCAAUCGACAAAGGCGAAGGUGGAAAAGGGCCUAAGAGAAGAUUCCCUGUUGACAAACGAAGAGGAGACAAUACAAAAGAUGAUGGAGGUCCGCAGGCAAAGAGGUUCAAGAAAGGAGAGUUCAAGCCACAGAAGAAAAAGCAGGGAGCACAGGAGACAGAUGAAGAGCUGAAGAAGAACAGGCUGCAGAAGAAAAAAGACCUGAAGAAAAGCAGACAGCAAGCAGAUCGAAAGGACAUGUACCAAAUAAUCAAUCAGGCCAAACAAGUGUGGGGAGACUUAAGGAUGAAGAAGUGUGAGAGCGAUUUGAAGAGGAAGCUGAUGAAGGACCUUCAUGAUCUUAUUAGGGGGAAGUACAAAGAGAUGGCGUACGCGCAUGACUCUGUGCGAGUGCUGCAGUGUUUUAUCCAAUGGGGUAGUCAUGAGCAAAGACAAGAAGUGUUUGACGCCCUUAAAGAUGAUGUCGUUGCUUUGUGUAAGUCGCAGUACGGCAAGCACGUUGUGAAAAAGUUGCUGAUGUAUGGGAAUAAGGAGCUGGUGGCAGCUGUGAUGCAAACGUUUAAGGGUAACGUGCGACCGAUGCUUCGCCACGCUGCCGCUUCGGCCAUCAUUGAGUACUCCUACAACGACAAAGCUGUGCUUGCGCAGAGACUCAUGCUCACCGAGGAACUGUAUGGAAACGCCUUCGCCAUUUGUAAGUCAUCGGUGUGCAACACUAUCGAUAAGGUUGUAGAAGCCAACCCGGACAAGUUGCGCCAUAUCAUCAAUGAUAUGAAGCAAAUUCUUACGCCAAUGGCACAGAAAGAGCAGGUCAUCAAACAUUCUCUCGUCCACAAAGUAUUCCUGGACUUUUUCUUGUUAAGUCCUGCCAAAGAGAGAGCGGAAAUGAUUGAGUCCAUAAGGGAGGCAGUAGUCUACAUGGCUCACACUCAUGAUGGAGCUCGAGUGGCCAUGCACUGUCUGUGGCACGGCACCACCAAGGACAGGAAAGUCAUCAUCAAAACAAUGAAGACAUACAUGGUGAAGUUUGCCACGGGGGAGUUUGGUCACCUGGUUCUUCUCGCUAUAUUUGACUGUGUGGAUGACACCAAACUUGUCAAACAGGCUGUGUUGUCCGAGCUCAUGUCAUCAUUGGAUGAGGUCAUCAGUAACAAGUAUGGCAAAAAGGUUCUGUUGUACCUGCUGAGCCCCAGAGACCCGGCUCAUUUGCUGCCUGAGAUCAUCAAGGUGCUGGAAAAAGGAGAUGGCAAUGCGCACAGUAAAAAGGACACGGCGCUUCGAAGGAAGGAGCUACUUGAGGUUGUUUCCCCGCAGUUGCUGGAUUAUCUCCGUGACAAUGCCGCCGCCAUGGUUAUGGACAAAGCCACCAGCGUGACAGUUAGCGACAUCCUGGCGGCAGCCUGCGGCGAGUUGCGACCCGCUAUGGCUGCUGUGGCUCAGCUGGCCAAUCAAGAUCUAGUGCCUGGAGGUGUUGAAGGACAGCUUCACAUGGCAGAACAUCCUGCAGGGCAUCUGGUGCUCAAAUGGCUGAUAGAGCAGGAUGUCACUCUGGCUGAGACUGGCAAAGAAGAGCGCUUUUCCAGGAUCUUGGUGGACACUGUUGGAAUGGAAAAACUGAAGAGUUGGGGAAAAGUCAACAGAGGAGCCAUGGUGCUCUGCAGCCUUCUGAACAGCUGCGACAAGUCUGUGGUGGCAGAUGUGAAGACAGCUUUACAAGACUUUGAGCUUGACAGUGGCAGCAGCAGCAGCAAGGGAGCUGAAAUCCUGCUGGAAAUCUUGAAAAAAUAGAUCAACCAGUCAUACAAACAGCUUGUGACACUCUGCAUCACUUUGGAUCUGGAAGUAGGACUGCGUUGCUCCAGAAACAGAUGAGGAACAUAUCGAAACUAUUUCAAGAUGUUUAAUACCGAAAAACGUCUCAGAGAGAGAGCACAGAACAUCAUCAACUUCGGCUGAUGUUUGAGUACUUGUAAACACAUCUCUACUCCAAAGUUAAUUGGGGUCUUCUGCUUGAGGAUCACUGAAAAUAAUCUCUGGAGUAAAUAGCGUAAUCCGGUUUAACAAAUGGACAGACGACCCGAUUAAGUGAUGCUCUUAGGACCCAAAGAGUGAGACAUCAAAUUACGACAGAAUUCAUUAGUGUGUCACAAGGUUGUGCCCUGGAGAUGAACCUCGUCACAUUAGCAAAGAAGGUUUACACCUAAAAAGUUACAUGAUAGUUUUGCUUUGCAUUUGCUGUUCUACUUGAGAACACGAUAAAGACCAGUUCUACU
This is a messenger RNA of Syngnathus acus (greater pipefish), 2640 nucleotides long. RefSeq names its product pumilio RNA-binding family member 3 (gene pum3). Gene Ontology annotation, biological process: regulation of translation. Lineage: Eukaryota; Metazoa; Chordata; Actinopteri; Syngnathiformes; Syngnathidae. Gene Ontology annotation, molecular function: mRNA binding. The record is from RefSeq and is a predicted model, not a curated record. The transcript is spliced from 18 exons. Bases 101 to 2155 code for a protein of 684 amino acids. Gene Ontology annotation, cellular component: nucleolus.